This is a messenger RNA of Egretta garzetta (little egret), 7283 nucleotides long. RefSeq names its product general transcription factor IIIC subunit 4 (gene GTF3C4). Gene Ontology annotation, cellular component: transcription factor TFIIIC complex. NCBI's taxonomy places the organism in Eukaryota, Metazoa, Chordata, Aves, Pelecaniformes, Ardeidae. Gene Ontology annotation, molecular function: protein binding; histone acetyltransferase activity. Gene Ontology annotation, biological process: transcription initiation at RNA polymerase III promoter. The record is from RefSeq and is a predicted model, not a curated record. The transcript has 5 exons. Bases 75 to 2102 code for a protein of 675 amino acids.
GUCCAAAAAAGGAGGUAGCAGAAUGUAAGGAAAAGUUCGCAAGUUCAGUGGAUCCAACGGUUAGUCAAACUUUUAUGCUAGAUCGAGUAUUCAACCCUGAGGGGAAGUCACUGCCGCCUAUGCGAGGAUUCAAGUAUUCCAGCUGGUCCCCGCUGGGCUGCGACGCGAACGGAAGGUGCCUGCUUGCAGCGUUAACCAUGGACAAUCGAUUGACCAUCCACGCGAACCUCAACAGGCUGCAGUGGGUGCAGCUGGUGGACCUGACAGAAAUCUACGGGGAGCGUUUGUAUGAAGCCAGUUACAAACUGUCUAAGGCUGACAGCCCCAGGGGAGAGCUAGGAGACUUCUCUGAAUUUCAGCGGCGGCACAGCAUGCAGACGCCCGUGCGCAUGGAGUGGUCGGGCAUCUGCACCACGCAGCAGGUUAAACACAACAACGAGUGCCGGGAUGUUGGUAGCGUGCUCUUAGCAGUACUCUUUGAAAACGGUAACAUUGCAGUUUGGCAAUUUCAGCUUCCAUUUCUGGGUAAGGAAUCAAUUACUUCUUGCAAUACAAUAGAGUCCGGAAUAAAUUCACCAAGUGUGUUGUCUUGGUGGGAGUAUGAACAUAACAACCGAAAGAUGAGUGGACUUAUUGUAGGGAGUGCUUUUGGACCGGUUAAGAUCCUUCCUGUCAAUCUAAAAGCUGUCAAAGGGUACUUUACGCUGAGACAACCCGUAGUCUUAUGGCAAGAAAUGGACCAGUUACCAGUGCAUAGCAUCAAAUGCAUUCCCCUCUACCACCCCUACCAGAAAUGUAGCUGUAGCUUAGUGGUGGCUGCAAGAGGAGCUUACGUGUUUUGGUGUCUCCUGUUGAUAUCCAAAGCAGGUCUGAAUGUCCAUAAUUCCCACGUGACAGGGCUUCAUUCCUUGCCAAUCGUAUCUAUGACUGCAGACAAACAGAAUGGCACGGUGUAUACGUGCUCCAGUGAUGGAAAGGUAAGGCAGCUGAUUCCUAUAUUCACGGAUGUUGCUUUAAAGUUUGAGCACCAGCUGAUUAAGCUCUCGGAAGUGUUUGGCUCUGUCAGGACUCACGGAAUAGCUGUUAGCCCAUGCGGUGCAUACUUAGCAGUUAUUACGACAGAGGGCAUGACUAACGGUCUUCACCCGGUUAACAAAAACUACCAAGUUCAGUUUGUAACCCUAAAGACUUUUGAGGAGGCAGCUGCGCAGCUCUUGGAAUCUUCUGUUCAGAACCUUUUCCGGCAAGUGGACUUGACGGAUCUUGUACGCUGGAAAAUUUUGAAGGAUAAGCAUAUUCCUCAAUUCUUACAGGAAGCACUGGAUAAAAAGAUUGAGAGCUGUGGUUCUACUUACUUCUGGCGGUUUAAGCUAUUUCUCCUGAGGAUUUUGUACCAGUCAAUGCAGAAAGCUCCCUCAGAGGUCAUGUGGAGACCUUCCCACGAGGAUGCAAAAAUCUUGAUAUCGGAUUCCCCUGGGAUGGGCAGCACUGAAGAUGACCAAGAGGAAGGAACUUCUAAACAAGCCAGCAAGCAGACCCUAUGUGACACAGGCAAAGGUAUGGACAUAGAUGACACUGCAGAUGAUUCUCUUCCUCAGUCAAGUGACAUAGGAGGCCGCGAGCCAAUGGAAGAAAAGCUGCUUGAAAUACAGGCACAAAUUGAGGCAGUAGAAAUGCAUUUGACACGAGAACACAUGAAACGGGUGUUGGGAGAAGUUUAUCUACACACAUGGAUUACAGAAAACACCAGUAUUCCCACCAGAGGAGUCUGUGACUUCUUAAUGUCCGAUGAUGGCUAUGAUGACAGAACAGCACGAGUGCUGAUUGGGCAUAUCUUAAAGAAAAUGAACAAACAGACUUUUCCAGAGCACUGCAGCUUGUGUAAAGAGAUCCUGCCGUUCACUGAUCGCAAACAGGCAGUCUGCUCCAAUGGACAUAUUUGGCUCAGGUGCUUUCUAACCUACCAGUCCUGUCAGAGUUUGGUAUACAGGAGGUGUUUGCUUCACGACAGCAUUGCACGGCAUCCAACCCCAGAAGAUCCUGAGUGGAUCAAGAGGUUAUUGCAAGGACCUUGCACAUUCUGUGAUUCUCCUGUGUUCUAGAGAAAAGCUAUGUAAAGAUUGAAAGUGGUUUCUCUACUGCAUAAGCUCCCUUCAGUCUCGAAGGAUACAGAGCACAGGAAUACAGACUUUACUGGAGGGGGAAGACAUUGUCCACGACCCUGUAAAUAGAACAUCAGAGGGUCUAGAAACUCCCUAAGUCCAGAGCCCGUUCCAUGCUCCGGAAAAAAGGAGUACAGCUGGAAAAGCGAGUUUAUAAGCAGUUUGGAAAUGCACCCCACUGAAGCCUCAGCAGCUGGACACGCUUCUUUCUACUGAAAAGGAACUGAAGUCUUAAGCACGCAGUGUGAACUGUCCUUCCUGCCUGACAACUGUGCGAUUUCCCCAAAGCUAGGAUGGGAACAGCGGAGCUGCCUCUUGAAUGGUCUUGGUGGGUAGAGAAGGCUUCAGCUUGUAGUGCUCUCCUUUGCUUUUUAACAAGCACUGGCACUUGCUGCAGAAUAUUAAACUAUCAAAAUAAUUUGUGGUUCUAAUUUCUUGCAGAGUGAAGCGUAUGCCAGUUACAGCCAUAUGAAAGAAAUUGGCCAUUACAUUAGUUUCACUUAAAGUCUAGAAGAAUAACUGCCUCUUUAACUGUUAUAACAGUGUUGCAGUCAGAAGGGUAAUAUUGGCUGCCUGGGUCAAAUAUGGAUCAGUAAGAAUAAUUUUUAAGUGUAAUAAUUAUUAAACUAAUAGCAAUUAGAUUAAACACUAAUAUAUAUAUAAUUUCCAAGGCUACUAAGUCUCUUGCCCCACUUUCUUUUUCUGAACUAAGUUCUAACUAUUGCCUAGCUGUUGCCAAUGUAUAUGCCUUUUGUUUCACUUAACCCUCUACCAACAGGAAUCAUCUUUUCCAGUGUAACUCAGUUACCAAAACCAUUACCAAUUUACCUUAUUUUCAAUUUAAUUGAGAGUCUCUCUCAUACAGAAAUGGAUUUUUACAUAAUUUUGACAUUGACACACAAAUAAUCGCUCCCAGCUGACAGUUUCUCUUUUCACAAUAACACAGUAAAAAAAAACCAACCACCACCAUGGCCAAGAUGUUGUAGGUGAAGUUUCCACAGGUGGUGAUGGCGUCUGGUGAAGCUGUUUGUGCAUAACCCUGCCUCUCUCAGCAAGAGAUUCAUAAGUACAUCAGUGAUGUAGCACGGCUGAGCCCAGAAAUUUAUUCUGCCUUUUAACUGUCCUACCAGAAAAAAAAAAAAAUCAUCAUUCUCUUUGGUGUCUGGUUCCUGUGGGGAGCAGGAGAAUCCUUUUCAACUUCCUAUGCAGUGUUAGAGGAAUAAUACCUCCAAAAUGUGUACAGCUACUUGGUACGGUUUGUCUCGUUAACUUAAACCCAUGUUGUCAAAUAAUCCCAAGUUUAUGUAUUUACGUUCUCCAGAGCGCCAGUCUGGACACUGGGAUGUGUUGCCCUGUUUGUGGUUCAUGACACUUCUGACUGUGGGUGAAGUCCUCUGUAGCUAUUUGAGAAAUCAAGGAAUUGCCCUGACGGUAUCAGUCUCCAACAAUGCAUGUGUGGAUUGGUGCUUACAUUUCCUUGAUUUAAUGACUAUGCACAUUUUCUUAACGUUCCUUCACCUUUAGUAGGAGCAAAUUUUUUCCAGCUAACAUUAAAACAAGUCAGCUGUCCUUACUAUUCAGUGUUUCAUGCAUUAAGCAUGACAGUGCUUUGACUGAGAAUAUUAUUAAUAUAGUAGACUAGAACAGCAGAAGCACAUUCAUCUGUAAAAUAAUUAGCCUCGUUUGUAAAUAUCCUUGGAAGUGAUACCAUAAUUGUAUUAAAGAAAUGUUUAGUUUUUUAUUGCUGUGCAUUGAAAAUUGAAAUUACUUUCGUGUGUCUGCAAAGAAAGAAAAUGUAGAUCGUGGUAGCACCUAGUAAAACAAAGAGUAACUUUGAUACCCAACGUGUGCGUAGUUUGAGGCCAGGUACUGUACCUGGGGCAGCAUUUACCUUCUCCUUCCCAGUGCUGAUGGGGUUGGGGGGAACAGAACGUCAAUUCCCAGCACGAGCUGAACAGAAGGUAGAGAAAACAUUUUAAGUGGAAGCUGCAAGUCCUUGUCCAGGCAGUCCUGAGCAGUUCAUCAGUAAGCAUUCAGAUUCCAAAAUUCACCUGGUGACGGAAAAGGUGAGAGAACUCUCCAGAACCACGUGUAAGUGCUUUUAAAAAAAUAGCACAAAUAAGGUUUCUUUGAUACUGGUGUAGAAACCAUAAUAUCCUGAUCUGCUGAAAUGUUUUAAGUCUGGCUGACCAAAAGGUUCAGCAUGACAUCAUUAGGUUAAUUCCUGGUGAUUACUUCCAGCAUUCUUGAAUUUCCCUGGACUGAGUUUUAAUGCUUUGGACAGGUAGAAGCUCUAGUACACCUAGCAUUAAUGUUGCAGCAUUAAUGUUUAUUUUCCUUGUCUUUCAAGGCAGUAGAUACUCAGUAUACCAUUGCCAGUUUAUUUAACCUGGUUUAUGACUGCUGGGAGAAUGGAAUUUUAAAGCCAAUGAUGUCGGCUUUGCCUGCAUGCCCGUGGAGAUCCUUUAGCACAAAGCUUUCACUUCUCACCCUGACCCAUUCACAACAGAGGCUUGUGUUAUUUGCUGUUGCAUCUGAGAAUUAAGAGCCAGAGCUGCCCGCUGUGUUCUGUGUCUGAAGCCAGUGUGUCAUUGUCCUUGAUAAGUAGCUUCUGAUAACAUUUAAGGUUUACUACUCCUGCCAGUAACAAGAGUUUAUCCCUCCUCCGCUGGGAUGAAGAAAUCCAAGCUAACCCAGGUGGACUGUACGGCUUCUCAGAGCCUCGGUGCUAGAUCCGUUGUUUGAACUGAGGUGAAAGUUUGGGGUCACGAGGGCUCUGUCUUGGCUCUCCAAACUACAGCCCCCCUCUGGAAUCGGUGAUGGUGGAACUCACUGCUGCCUUUUACCUUAACUCAGCGAUGGGUUGGGGACUUCCUUGUUCAAUCAUCCUUGCCUUUUGUAUGUUCCCCCGUCCUAUAAAUCCUACUGUAUAUUGCUAGAGAGGAAACAGUUCUGGUUGCUAAUGCAUACAUCCAGGCAAUAAAUUGUUCCCUGAUUUUCUUAAACUUACCAGUUUAUCCAUUGGCUAAUGUAUCCUCAGUGAUUAUGGGCAGCAGAACAUCAUUUAUUCUAGCCUCAUCAAGGGUUUCUUGACAUAAAAGCACCAAACGCAAGCAUUACAGGCCUAGUUAAAGGCUAACGUCACACUGAUGCUGUUAUGCCCUAACCUAACAUUUACAGGAGACUUGUUUGUACAAGUUUAAUUUCUCAAACACAGAGCCCGCCUAUUCCUUGCCCGCUGUUUCACAAACCGGGUGGCCUUGCAGGCAGAACUGCUGGAGUCUUGGUUGCCACCUACGGGCUACGGCAUCAGGGAGAGAACGAGGAAGAGCGCCUGUCCCUGCUCCUCCGAGCCCUCACCACGGAGCAGGUCAGGGUUAAUCGCUGAAGCUGUCACUCUUCUGACAAGCUCUAAGCUUUGUGCAAGGCCAGUCGGAUGUGUCUACCGACAGAUUCCCUUCGAGGGGGUGGAACAGCAGCUGCAGGAAAAGGAAGGCUCCUCAUCAUCCUCUCCAGUCUGCCCUUCUGUGUGAGUGGAGCUGGGUAUGUCAGUGCCUGCUCCCUGGUGUCAGUCAUGAUAAAGCGCUUGUUGGCAUUUACAACCUAGUUCAUGCUGUUCAUUGAAUUCCUUCUGGCAGUCACCUGAUGUGCAGUUACUAGCAGUCUGAUACUUUAUAAUAAACUUCAGCAUUUGUUACUGCAGAGCACUAGUUCAUAUUUUUGCAGCUGGCAGUAAGGGCAAUUGCAGUCUUGGCCUCAAAGUGUUGGUACUCAGGGCAAAAGUCAGAUUUAUAGUAAGCAUCUAAAUGAACUGGAAGAAGCUGUUUAUGGGGUCUCAGUAAAUAAGGGUGAAAUGCUCCAAGUAGUUACCGACACCACAUCUGUCCUCAUCCCCCUGCUGUGUUCCCUUUUGAAGCUUUCUCUGUCCGGCCUGUAAACCCCCAAGUUGCACUGGUUAUACUCCAGACUUGCACCAAAGCAGGCAGGGUUUAUUCUUUAACCAGAACCGGUACAAACAUCUGCAUGGAGAUGCCUGGUGGUUCACAGCUCCGCUGGCAAACACCGGGCUGGAAAGCUGCUUUUUCGCUCCAUAUGGGUAAGCAAGGACAACUUGAGAUUGGCUUUAUUCAGCCAGAGUCCUGUCCUACCCAUCGAAGGUGCGGGAAUCUUAACAAGAUGGAGUUGAGCCAUUUCCUGGAAGUCUCAAUCCAUGAUCGUUCUUUCACAGCUGGUAGAGGUUGGUACACGUGUGCAGCGAUGCCCACAGAGCUUUAGUUUUCACUUCUAAUGGAGGAGGGCCUUGUACACCUGCUCUCACUUAAAUUUCUGUCUGUGCUAAUCUUUGGCUGUACUCAGUUUAACUCAGACUUUACACUGGAGACAUUCCCAGACCCUUGGUGUCAGUUGGAAUAUGCUUAUUCUGUCGCUAUUUUUUAACGCUAACUCAGUUUUUAGCACUCUUCACUCGAGAAACCUGAAAGUCCUGCUGCUCUGUCACAGUCUGGGUAGCGACUUCAGGGGCGUCGCAGCUGCCUGGGGAUGACUGGUUUGAUCGUUGCAAUGCAGCUGGUACACGGGGCACUUGUUAGUGUUCACAGUUCGGGUCAGAAAGUGGAGUAAUUCCCUGAACUGUCCUAGGCUGCGGCUGAAUCAACCCAAAUGCGAAUGUUUGUAGCACCUUCAUUCAUCACAGGAGGACUCGCGCCGAGCUGAGAGCCUGCAGCAGGGGCUAUGGGACUGCGCCAGCCCUGCAGCAUUCGUAUUUAACACAAAAGCGGGAGGCCAGCCCUGAAAAGGGAAAACCCAUGAGCCAUCCAAAUGGAACUGUUCAGAGGAGAGUUCAAUUUAAUUACUCAGCUAACCUAGUCGAUCUUGUCAUGCUACUUUAAUUCUGUUCUGGGGUGGGAGCGUUGUAGCUGGCCGACCACACGGUCACCAGGCUGAACGAAAAACAACACUGAGUUUUCAUCUUUAGUUUCUGGAUUUCUCCGUUGAGACUUAGUUCACGGGAGGGUCUGACAAAGUUGCUGUGAAUAUUGGUGCUGUGUAUAUGGCAUAUUUUGUAAACGUGAAGCAAACCUGGAUGAAUGUUUUGUAUACUGCGACUGUAGCAUUGUAAUC